AUGGCGAGGCCCUCUCAUAUACGCGAUUACGAGUUCGAGGGCGAUUUGCCUCCAAUGUCCAUGCCUCAGCAUGGUAAAGGAAAAAAGCGGGGAAAAGUAAAAAGAUCAGAUGGGAGUUUUUCUGACAGCUCUAACAGUUUUCCAAGGGAUUCAAUAAUCCGCCAGGGGUCCGCAGACUCCUACAACAGUCAACCAUCAUCUGACUUAUCGUUGGACGAGGAGCGUGAAGCCUUAAGACGGGAAACUGAAAGACAGGCAGUUGUACAGUUAGAAAAGGCUAGGUUCAAAUCAGUAGCAUUUGCAGUAAGGACAAAUGUCUCAUACGAUGGGUCAGCGGAUGAUGACUCUCCAGUACACGGCUGUGCCGUCACAUUUGGUGUCAAAGAUUUUUUACAUAUUAAAGAGAAAUACAGCAAUGACUGGUGGAUAGGGCGGUUGGUAAAGGAGGGUUGCGAUGUGGGCUUUAUACCAAGUCCAGCUAAAUUAGAAAAUCUUAAAAUGCAACAAUCCUCUGGCAGGACCCAAAAAAUAUAUACUAGUAAAACAAAUUCAUCUACGAAUAUAGAUAAUCUACUAACCAAUUCCAAGUCUUCGAAUUCACGAGGUUCAACACCUCCCACUCCAGGUGUGGAGGAGCAGAAUGGGCAGAAUGGUUUGGACAGUAAUGUAGGGGACGACAGUGACAGUUUAGGAAAUUCUAAGAACAAAACAGACAAAUCAGUUACCCCACCUGCUAAGGAAAAAAGGAAACCAUUUUUCAAAAAGACGGAGAAUAUCCCUCCCUAUGAAGUAGUGCCUUCUAUGAGGCCUGUAGUUCUUAUCGGGCCAUCUCUCAAAGGAUAUGAAGUGACAGAUAUGAUGCAAAAAGCACUUUUUGAUUUUCUGAAGCAUCGCUUUGAAGGAAAAAUAACUAUAACAAGGGUGACUGCGGAUAUUUCUCUUGCAAAACGUUCGCUACUAAACAACCCGAACAAGCGACCGAUAAUCGAACGUACCAAUAGUAGAUCUUCUACUAUAGCUGAGGUACAGGGUGAGAUAGAGCGUAUAUUUGAGCUAGCCAGGACAUUACAACUUGUGGUCCUGGAUUGUGACACUAUAAACCACCCAUCUCAACUGGCUAAAACCUCACUGGCACCAAUCGUAGUCUACCUGAAAGUCUCUUCACCAAAGGUAUUACAAAGACUUAUUAAGUCUCGGGGAAAGUCUCAGAGUCGCAACAUGAAUGUUCAGUUGGUGGCAGCAGAUAAGCUCUCUCAAUGCAGUCCUGAGAUGUUUGAUGUGGUGCUAGAUGAGAAUCAGUUGGAGGAUGCCUGUGAGCACCUGGCAGAGUUCCUAGAGGCUUACUGGCGGGCUACACAUCCUGUGUACCCAGAAGCGCAACGAGAUCAGUUUGGGCGUCUAACUAACAACACCAACACUACAUCAACAUCUAACCCUUCAACUACUCAUGAUACCCCUAAUAAACAUCUACCCAACCAAAACUCCCUCAGUAAAACUCUGAAUGCACCCAUUCCUGGGUCUCCCCUUUUACGGCAUAAUACUGCCCCCGCAAACAACCCACCUUCACGUUCUCUCAGUCAGGAACGCCUAGAUAAGCGGGCUAGGGACAAUUUGGAAUCCCCCGAGGUUCAUAAUAGACAUGGACAUGAUCGAAUGCGGAAUCGGAACCGAGAUCAGGCUGAUUAUGACAGUGAUAGAUAUGGGAGUGAUUUGGAGCAACGUAGCAGCAGAUAUGAGGAAACAAAACCACGCAAUUAUAAUGAUCAUAGGGAAUUUGAGCCUGAGCAUCAUCGGACACGAGAUAUUAACCGUGGCAGGGAUAUGCGAUCACAUGAUCACCCUAAGGAUUACGAAAGUGAAUUUGACCUGGAGUCAGAGCAAUUUGAAAUGCGAGAACGUGAUCUUAGAAUCAGAGAUCGGGAUCGCGAUGGAAAACAGCGUAGAGAUAUGGAUUAUGACCGAAACUUUACUAGGUCACAUAAUUAUGAGGAUAGACGACGUGACUUUCAUCAUGACAGACAUGGAAGUAGAGAAAGUAUAGAGCAUGAACGGCCAGUGCGCCGUCAUGAUGGCAGAGACCGACAUUACGCGUCGCCAAGUCGAAGUAAGAACCAUCCACCUCGACAAGGCAGUAUCGCCAUCUAGUGUGGAAGCUCAAACUUAGCUGCAUGUAGUUUUACUCUCUAUUACACGCUAUUUUGUUGUGUUUGGAGAUUUUGACACAGCCAUAAUAAAAAUGGCUGCUAGUUGAUGGUCGAGAAUUCUGGAUGGUUCACAAAUGAGCCACCAAAUUCGGGAGCUAUGUUUUAUUACCAUAUAACGUGUUGGAAUAUCCUAGCACUGGUAAUUUCCACUUUCUACACACUUACCAACAUAAAGUGUAGCAGGCACAUUGUGAGACACUGGAUUACAGGAUACUACACUCCACACUAUUCUACAUUAUUAAAUGUAUUGUAGAAAUAUUUCAUCUUUUACUCAUAGUAGUGCAUGAUCCAAUGUACCGUAUUGUAAUCCUGUCUUUUUACUAAUCAAGUACACUAUUCCGCACACAGUAAGGAUUAACAUAAUUAUCGCACUCGUGUGUGCGUGUGUGUAAUCUAUUCUGUUAUAUUUCUAUGAUUAAAGGAAGAGUCAUGUAAAAAUCAUAUGAUCUAUAUAUCCCCAAUCAGGAUGAUGCAGGUCUGUUAUUCUUACUGGAGGACUAUCAUGAGAUGACUUGCAAUCAGGGAAUGUUCUCCCUUUACAGAAGAUGGAUUAAAACUCUGCUGGAUUACUCUACAGAAGUCUACUUGAUUGGCCUAAGUGGAGCACUGUUAUGUACAUGUUAGUGCAUAUGUUUUGUUAUCGAUUUGUUUAGUUUUUUCUCAUAACUGAUUUAGACAUAGAUGCUUGUGUGUUGAGAGGGUACCAAAAGUUUCCCGAGUGAUAUAUUUAAGAACACCUGUCACAAAAUACGAGGAAACAAGAUUCAAUAACAAUUCAGCACCAUUUAUUUCCAAGUUAAAAGUUGGAAUAAGUCAGAUUGCUGGUUCUAGUUAGACAAACCGAACAUGUUUAAAAAUUUGCUCAACCUUUCUAGCAAAACUGUAGAGUCAGAUGUAUGAAUGUGGUAGAGUAUUGAAGAAUUGUAAAGAUUGGAAUUUUAAUUUUGUAAUUCUUUAAGGUCACUUUCUUCUGCCAUAUUGAAAGUCACACACAUCUGUGUUAUAAAGCCAUGUAAAGAUUGCAUUUAAAAACUUCAGGUUAUGAUAUGUACUCCCAAGUAUUAGGUUGUAUGAUGUAUUUUACAAUGAUUUAUUAUCACCUCAAACUGACUGUUUAUGUAUCAGAAUAAAAGAUAACUUGGAGAAAUUAAGCCUGAAACUUUUAGAUGGGAUUGAUAUAUUGUAAAUCUUUUUGACCCCAUUGACCCAUAAGGAUUGUUUUGAUUAUAUUUCUUAGGUUUAAAAAUCCCCUUUACUGUUUAUAUGAACUAUGCAUAUAUAUAAAACAUAUAAUAUUUAUAAAUAUUAGCAUUGUAUGACAUCAGACCUCUAUAGAUAUACACUUCCAGCUUGUUAAAAGUGAGGGUUUUCUUCAACAUAUUUCAUGUUUUUUCAAACUUCAAAUAUAUUAAGGUUGUCAUAGUGUACAUCAAUAUUUGCAUUUGGUACAUUUAUUUAUUCUUAGAAUGUGAUCUAAAAAUUCCCAUUGUGCUCCAGAUAUCCCCGUGAUCUAUCAACCCUCUUUGUCAUCUCGAAAUCCUGCUCAUGAUCCUGAAAAAUCCCCCUCAUGAUCCUGAAAUCCCACUCAUGAUCCUGAAAAAUCCCCCUCAUGAUCCUGAAAUCUCGCUCAUGAUCCUGAAAAAUCCCCGUCAUGAUCCUGAAAUCCCGUUUAUGAUCCUGAAAUCCCACUCAUGAUCCUGAAAAAUCCCCCAUGAUCCUGAAAUCCCCAUUGUGAUCUAGAAAUCCUCCUUAUGUUAUCAUGUUUUUCCUUAAAUUUGCCAAUGCCUGUGUACACUAUGGCUGUCUUAAUAUUGGAAGUUUGCAAGAGAAAGACAUGAAUUAAUUCAUGAAGUUUCUUGUUUUGUGUACCAAUAUAUUUUGUGUUUUGUAUUGAUAUGUAACAUGUAAAAACUUGAUAUUUCUUGAAUUUCACUAACUUCUGAAUAUAAUGAUAUCCAAAAGUUUGAAACUAUACAUAUUAUACAUAUACAUACUGUUUGUAAAAUAGGGCUGUAAAUAUUUCUAUAAACCCAUAAUUUUCUAUUUUUGGUUGAAAUUAAAAUCUUGAUUCAUAUAUGAUAUUAAUUCUUGCUAAUUGCUCUUAAAACAGACAUAACUAAAUAGCACAAUCAAAUCACAUGCACCCUUUGCAUCCUUGUUAUGUACUUAUAGCUUAUUACAUAUUAUCUUUAGUCAUUUUACUUCAAUAAUUAACUCAUAUUGCAUGGUAUUUUAUUGCACAAAACAACAUUCUUUAUCACCUUAUGCCGAGUCCUGAGAUAUUUCUUUACAAGAAUUGCAUGAAAUCAUUUUUAGGGUUGCUUAAUACCUUCUUAAACUCUUGAUUAUGUCCACAAAUGUUGAUUAUAAAAUAUAAUAUAUAUAAUAUAAUAUAUCAUAUAGAAUAACAUUAAAUGAAAUUUGACAUUACCUGAAAUAAUGAAAUGGGUGUAUUUUAUUUCAAUUAUUCCUUUAUUUUGAUUUGAUCUAGGCUAUAGUUCAUUCACAUUUUAAUUUACUUAUCCAGUAGUUCUGAAUCUCAUUCAUUUCUAUUCUCUUAUACUGUUUUACCUGUUCUUUCCAUUGACCAAUGUUAUACUGAAUUUGUAUUGUUGUAAUACUGCAUUCCCUAUUUUAGAAAUCUACAAGGUUUACUUAAAUUUGAUUGGUUCACAGCAGAGAAAUCUAAACUCCAUGUUACUUGUAAAACUUGUGAACUCCUGUCAAAAGUGAACAGUUAAAAAUGAAAUCAUUGUUCAGUUCCAUUUUUGCAUGUCCAGUUGAUGCUUAUCAUUGCACAACCUUUUAAUGAGCAUUGCAUUAAACUGAGACAGGUUUACUUUACAACUACAAAUAUAUAUCAUAUUUCUUGCAAUAUUUUGAUGCUUGCGUUGGAGCUCGCAAUAUUUGUAUAUCUGUUGAAAUUGCAACUAUAUUUAGUUUUAUUUCACUUUGUUAAAAUAAAAGCAACUUUAAUACAAUCAUAUAUUUCUAAUCAUUCUCAUGGUUGAAAACUGUAAAAAUGAUACCUUCUUGCCCAAAGCUAUGAAGCAUUAUUUUGCUUGAAUAUAAAUAUGAAACUUGAGAGAGAAGCUUUAUUCAAAUAAUUCUGAGGCAACAUAGUUUAAUGAUUAAAAUGUUAUCUGAUUGAAUUGGAUUUAAUUAUUAAUCUGUGUGUCUCUAUACAACUGCUGAUUGAAAAGCUAUGUAUGAUCUAGAAUAUAUGUAUAAAUACAAUCAUUAGAAAACUAUAUAUACUGAGAAUAUUCCCAUACUAUCUAUUCAUCUCUAAAAUUAUCAAUUAACAUAAACACCUACUAAAAUACUCAACUGAAUGGAUAUGAAAUGCUUAAUAUUAAUUUGAAAUAUAGUUAACCCAAUCUGUAUUUGGUCCCUGUAUUAUAGUCAACCCUAUUUGGCUAGACUGUAUCUAUGCCACUAAAGUGUUUGCUAAAUUGUAUACCGUAUUUGAAUUCCAGUAUAUUUCAUCCACAGUUACCUAAGUUAUUAGUUUGUUUAAUUUCAAGUGUGCAUUGUAAAUUCUAUUUGGUUCUUACUCUCUGGUUAACCCUAUUUUGGUAUGUUAUAUGUCAAGUGAGCUGCUCUGUUUUAUACCCACCUUGUAGUAAACUGGAAUAUUUAACCAAUACAUAAAUUUAAGGUUUCCACAAAAGCAACUAGAACUGAUUCUUUGUGUAGUAAACUAUAUUUCUUUAUGAUAAUAUCUAAUUUACUAUUAUAUUUGACUCCCUUAUAGGGAUAGAUAUUUAAUAUAAAGUACCUAAACAUGUAUAACUUCAAAUUUAGUCUCAGCUUUAAAUUUAGCUUCUGUGUCAAAUACCAUGGGUCUCAAGUCUAUUAUAAUACUUACAUGUAGAAAAUGCCACAACAAACACAGUCUCAAUUACAACAAUCAAAACUAAUACAACUUCAAUUUUUGUAUUUAUACAGAUAAAAGUUCUGCUGUACAUAAUACUUUUUUCUUUUGUCAAGUUUCCAUUUUCCUCUCAAUCUCCAAUCUUUUCUCCAAGCAGUGUUGUUUUUGUGAGAAUGGAGAGGGGGCAAUACAAGGGGACCGGGCAGUACAUGACUUUUAGGAUACCAGAUUAGAGGCUGGGGAAAUAAAUACUAGAGGGUAUACCGGGGGUGAUUAAGACUAAAAAUAUUUGGUUUGAAUUUUUCAGGGAUUUUUAUUGUUAUAUUUUGAAUUUCCCUUGAAUAAGGGAAUAAGGGCUCAACCCUAAUUGCCUUACAGUCUUAUGGUUAAUGAAUGCUAGCACUCUGCACUGUCAUAUACUAUUAUUGAGUACUCAAUCAAUUCCUAAAAACUUAAUAACAUAUUGCCAAACAUUGUAGUUUAGCCUCAAUACUAUUCAAUUUUAACUUUUGAGUUAACUCAACUAACUCUCACCCAAUUUUUUGCCCAAGUAUACUUAUUUUAAUGGGCACAUUGUUAAAGGAUUCUGGGUAAUGGAGUGCUUUGUCUACUUCUAACAUAAGUGCAGUAUAAUAUAUAUUGUAGGUUGUGUACUCCCUUACUUAGAGUCACAAUUAUACUAACUUUACUAUGUUUGUCUUAAAUAAUAAAGAAGUAAAUAACAAGAAGAAGACAAAUGUGAAUAAUUAUUCGUGUCUAUACUGUAUUUGUUUCAUUGAGAAUAUUUAUUGAUUUAAUAUGUUAUGUAAAAGAGUACUGUAUAAGUGGUAUUUAAUCUGAGAGCUUAAUUUGCCAAAUUUUAUCAUUUCCCUAAUUUUAAUUUUUCGAUAACAUUAUGAAGAUGAUACUUCCAACAUUUAAUUUUUCGAACCUGGUAGAAAUUAGGCAAUAGGCAAAUUAAAUGAUUUAGCAAAAUUACCACUUAUACAGUAUAUUGAAAGAAUCUCA
Messenger RNA from Owenia fusiformis, 7089 nucleotides. Lineage: Eukaryota; Metazoa; Annelida; Polychaeta; Sabellida; Oweniidae. The record is from the annotation of a GenBank genome assembly.